This is a messenger RNA of Brachypodium distachyon (stiff brome), 814 nucleotides long. RefSeq names its product non-specific lipid-transfer protein C6. The transcript is spliced from 3 exons. Lineage: Eukaryota; Viridiplantae; Streptophyta; Magnoliopsida; Poales; Poaceae. The coding region runs from base 18 to 602 and encodes 194 amino acids. The record is from RefSeq and is a predicted model, not a curated record.
UCUGCGUAUUGCUACCAAUGGCGUCUCCUAAAAGCCCUGCUCUCCUCCUUCUCCUACUGGCAUCCGUCCUGGCCUUAGCGUCCGGGCAGCAGCAGCAGGAGUACUGCCGGGACACGCUGGGCGGGCUUGAGGCGUGCCACGCGUUCAUGUACGAGGGCGCGGCGCGGGCGUCCGCCGGCUGCUGCGCGGCGUACAGCGCCGCCUUCGACGCCGACCCGUUCUGCCUCUGCUACAUCGCCAACGGCGUCUACGGCCGCUCCACCGGCUACAACGUCAACGUCACCCACGCCCUCGAGAUCCCCACCAGCUGCGGCCAGAUCGCUCCCCCCAUCGACCUCUGCAACAUGCAAGGGCUGGUGCUUCCUCCCUACGGGCCAGCUAACUCUCCGGCGGCUCCUGGACCGGCGCAGGCGCCACUGGCUUCGUCUCCGGCCGCGCAGCCACCUUCAGCUUCAGCAGGAUCAGUAGAAACGCCACCGUCGACGUUGCUGUCGUCUGCUCCCCCGCCGCCGCAGCCAACCUCUGGUGGUGCUCGUGAUUCUUCAGUGAAGAUGGCCUUCGUGUUCUUCGCCGUCGCUUGCAUUGUCGCGGCCGUGGCCUGAAGUUGGGACCCACAAGAUUCAGAGAGACAUGUAUAGAUUGGGAGUAUUAGCUACUAGUAGUACAGAUUGAAUAGGAAUUAGUCGUGUCUAGAUUAGGAGUAUUAGCUACAGAUUAAAUUAGAGAUUAAUAAUCGUGUCGACGAACACAAUUUUCUUUUACUUGCAAAUAUUUGAGUAGAAUUUAUCAUGCAUGCAUGUUCUGCUUGCGUAUA